AGCACGGUGGGAGGGUGCAGGGCAAAGCUGGCAGGAAGGAAACAGGCGGAUAAUGUGACCCUGCUGACCUCAGUAACCCCCUCCGCUUUUCCUUCCUCACCUGCGCGAGGAACAGGGCAGAAAAAACGCGGGCAGCCAUGAGCAGCGCGACGCACCUCCAGGCCUCCAUCGGCCACCAGAUAAUGGCCCUGCAGACCCUGCGGGUCUUGCUGCAGCAGAGGGACAGAAACGAAGGCCAGCCCUCCCCCCAGCACGUGUCCGCAGCCCCCGGGCAGCCAGGCCCGGGAGAGGACGGAGAGAAGGCCGAGGGCCCAGCCGAGGCGAAGACGGGAGAUGAGGGGGGCGCCGCCUCCGAGCCCCGGGGCCACGGCCAGUGCGAGCUGGCCCGCGUGGCCGUGCGCACCGUCCUGGCCCGCGUAGUCGAGACCACAUCGCAGCUUAUCCAGGUGGAGCAGACGAUCCUGAACCCCCUGCAUCAAGAGGUGGACUUCCCCGUCUACUUGAAAGAUAGUAUUGAGUUCAGAAACAUCUGCAGUCAUAUGGCCCAGCAGCCAGAGGGACCGUAUUUUGACCGAGACCUGAAUACAGCCUACAAGUGCCUGAAGACCAUCAUCAAGAAGCUGAUCCGUUCAAUGUUGAGCCUCCCAGCUGAUAUCCGUGAUUUGGCCUGUGUUGCUCUGAGGCAGGUUCUCCAGAAUCUUCUGGAUCUGUGAAUGUUACUGAUGUGUGAAUUGAAGCCAGUCAGGCUGUAAGCUUUAGCCAAGGAGUUAUUGUAUAUAGGCCUUAAAAGCAAAAUGAGCCUUUGAGCCUCAGGCAAAAUUGAGGGUUGUCUUCCAGACCCCUUAGAAUUCUUUUCACAUUUAUAACAAUCAGUAACAGGUAGCUGGAAUUUUCAGGGAUUUUUGUCAUUUUUUCUGACUUGUUGUGGAUGGGAAUAUCAUUUGCUUUGGUUACAUAAUUGGAUUAAGUGCAUUAAUUUCCCCAUCAGAUAUUCCUUUCGACCUGUUACAUAUUUUUUUUCCAUAGAGGCCUAGUUGUUAGUGCUAGUUUGUGGCUGAAGCUCUAUGAUUAAUAAAAGUCUGAGCCAUAAAUGUGAUAUUUGAUAACUGAUAUAUGUUCUUUGUUGCUGUGUAUAAAAGAGAAAGUGUUCAUUUAUUUCAUUUCCUAGUAAAAUUUCUCUAGAAAUUUGAAGACUCUGUGUUAAUACUUCAACUCUUGUUUCUGGUGUAGUGAAUUUACUGUUUCACAGUUACUAAAUGGCUUUCAAGUUUUCUGUCUUCAGUACCUUGGUUUGGAAAUUGGAAGUGAUGAUAAUCCCAUUUAAGGUACUUGGAAUAAA
This is a messenger RNA of Vombatus ursinus (common wombat), 1339 nucleotides long. It is a transcript of the gene DLEU7, whose product is annotated as deleted in lymphocytic leukemia 7. Bases 138 to 713 code for a protein of 191 amino acids. The record is from RefSeq and is a predicted model, not a curated record. Lineage: Eukaryota; Metazoa; Chordata; Mammalia; Diprotodontia; Vombatidae. The transcript has 2 exons.